This is a messenger RNA of Trifolium pratense (red clover), 2015 nucleotides long. RefSeq names its product BAG family molecular chaperone regulator 5, mitochondrial. Gene Ontology annotation, biological process: protein folding. The transcript has a single exon. Bases 250 to 828 code for a protein of 192 amino acids. The record is from RefSeq and is a predicted model, not a curated record. NCBI's taxonomy places the organism in Eukaryota, Viridiplantae, Streptophyta, Magnoliopsida, Fabales, Fabaceae. Gene Ontology annotation, molecular function: protein-folding chaperone binding. Gene Ontology annotation, cellular component: plasmodesma.
UCUAAAUCAUGCAAUUAAUUCACACAAUAUAACGAUAUCUACUGAUGACCUCUGGUCUCAGAAGUUAACACAACACCUAAUAAUACUAAUGUUGCCGCCAACACCAUUCAAGGAAAUAAUAUCCCAAACACACAAAACAACAAAAUCCCUUUCCUAUUUUACUCCAAAAACUCCACUGUCACAAAACUGAGAUCUCUCACUCACACUCUGCAAUCUCUGACUCCAAAAUCACGCCCUUUUCCCAAUGAAAUGAAACCUUCUUCCAAAUACAACCCUAUAUUCUUCCACCACAAUGACCAAACUACCCCUCCCCAACACCCAAAUUCCACUCAACUCCCUUCUUCCAAAUCCCAAUCUCAAUCCAACGCCGCCCUCACCAUCCAAUCAACCUACCGAUCCCACCGCAUCCGCACUCUCUACCGCCAAAUCUCCACCGUCGAUUCCGAAGCCGAUCACCUCCAAAACCUAAUCCAGCUCCAAGACACAGUAGACUCUAUUCGCAACAACCACAUAGAAAAACUCAAAAUGAACGAAUCACUCAUGAAACUACUUCUGAAACUCGAUUCGGUUCCAGGAAUCGAUCCAACGGUGAGAGAAGCCAGAAGGAAAGUCACCCGUCGGAUCGUUGGUUUGCAAGAGAUACUUGAUUCUGUUUCGGAAGCUAAAGUUGAUGAAUGUAAUUGGUGGUCGUUGAAUAACUGGGAUCAUGUUAUUGAAGAAAUGGAAGAAAGUGUUUGUAGAGAGAAUGGUGGUGAUGAUGAUAUGGAAAAGUUUUGUGCUCAGAAUCUUGGAUUUCGUUGCUUACAAAGGUUUCUUCGUGAACCUUGAUUCACUCUUUAUUAGUAUAUAAAUGUUGUAUACAUAGUGUUUGAUAAAAGGUCUACGACUGCGAUCUGGAUCGCGAUAUCAUAGUUUUUGAUGUUUAUACAAAUGUAAUACAUAUAUAAUUGAGUCCAAAUGGUUAGUUGCGAUUCUAUGCAAUCUAUGGAAACACAAUACUAUCUGAUCUGAUAAAUUUGGUAUUAUAAGUUGCAUCCAACUUAUAUUCAUGUCUUGUAGGACGAUAUUUGCCGGUGUGCACUCUCAGUUAGCUGUUUCUGGAACCUGUAGAUCAUCAGUUUUUUUAACACGGCAUGAAUCCUAGUUUCCUGCAUGCAAAACCAAUUAGUUAGUUAAUCAAAAAAUUUCAGCAUAUGCAAGUAAAGAAAUAAUGUAAAAGAAAAUAUACCUCAAAAUCCAAGUUCCAGUGAUCUGAACUUGUUUGGAUUGUUGAACUCUGGAACUCCCCACAAUGUUACAACCUCAACUAUCAAUCUACAAUUCCUCGGAACAUCAUUGAUAGCUGAAAUCAUAUCAACGUUGUGGGGAGUUCUUGAGUUCAACACACCAAACAAGUUCAGAUCACUAGAACUUGUGUUGAUGGAUUAUGAGGUAUAUUUAAUACUCCCUCCGGCCUUAAUUAUAAUCAAAUGUCACUUAGACUAGAUACAUUAGUUAUUCAAUGUAUCUAAAAAGUGACAUUUGCUUAUAAUUAAGGUCGGAGGAAGUACACUUUUUUACAUUUUUUUUACUUACAUGCUGACAUUUUGAUUAAUUAACUAAUUUUAAUUGUUUUAGCAUGCAAGGAACUAGGAUUCAUGUCGGUGUUAAAAAACAUUGAUCUACAGGUUCUAGAAACAACUAAUUGAAAGUGUGGUUGAUACCCUUACCGCGUUUGAUGUGGUCAGAAGCACCCGCAAAUAUCGUCCUGUAAGAGAUGAAUAUAAGUUGGAUGCAACUUAUAAUACCAAAUUUAUCAGAUCUGAUGGUAUUGUGUUUCCAGAGAUUGCCUGCCGCGAUAUAAUAGCUUUCGAUUCCCAGGCCGCAUAGUAUAGUUUUUGAAAAUAUAUGAUGCUUAGUAUAGUACGUUAUGUGUUGUAUAAUAUUAAUUGUACUACCUAGUUACCUACUAGUACCUUAGAAGCUUUAAUUGUACUUUAGCUAGCUAUAGCAUAUCUACAAGGCAUUGAGAAUGA